Molecule: messenger RNA, 14399 nt
Organism: Pelobates fuscus (common spadefoot toad)
Lineage: Eukaryota; Metazoa; Chordata; Amphibia; Anura; Pelobatidae
Gene: FAT2
Product: FAT atypical cadherin 2
Exons: 24
Coding region: 132-13172 (4346 amino acids)
Biological process (GO): cell morphogenesis; adherens junction organization; cell-cell junction assembly
Cellular component (GO): plasma membrane; adherens junction; catenin complex
Molecular function (GO): calcium ion binding; cadherin binding
Source: RefSeq, a predicted model, not a curated record
CAGCAGUCAGGAUAGUUAUGGAGCAGGAGAUUUUGCUGUUCCUCAGGGGAGUCAGACACCCCCAACUUGAGACUGGAAAGGUUUAACUGCUACUGAGAGAACCUGCUCCCUAGUAAAGGGAGAAGCCAACAAUGCUCAGCCUUAGAAGCACAGAAAUCCUCAGCUUUACCAUAUUGUUGGCACACUACGUGAUCAGCCAAGAAAGUCCAAGCCAUGAGGAUACUUUGUCUUUCAACUUUACUCAAAGUGUUUACCUAACAACCAUCUAUGAAAAUUCGGCCCCAAAAACUUAUGUCGUGAGCCGAGUGAAGAUGGGUAUUUACCUUAAGGACCCUCGCUGGUCAAUAAAAUAUCAGAUUAUAUCAGGAGACACCACUGGUCUCUUUAAGAUAGAAGAGUCUGUAGUUGGAGAUUUUUGCUUUUUAAGAGUAAGAAUGCGGAGUGGUAAUAUGGCUCUUUUAAACAGAGAAGUCAAAGAUAAUUAUCAGUUGAUGAUUCAAGCUUCAGAGACAUCAUUGACAUAUAAAGCACGAACUAAAGUGAUCAUUCAAAUUCUGGACACAAAUGAUCUAAGGCCACUUUUUUCAACAACCUCUUACAGAUUUGUAAUAAAUGAAGAUGCACCCCUUAAAACAGUCCUUGGGAAAAUCAGUGCUACGGAUGCAGAUUUGGGACAGAAUGCUAUGUUUUAUUAUACAUUCAACACCAAGUCCCCAUACUUCUGUAUUCAUCCAACCAGUGGUACUGUCAUGUUGGUCGGGCAACUAAAUGCCACACAAAAAGCUCUCCACAAGCUUCAGAUUUUAGCAGUUGACCGCAUGAAAAAAAUCUCAGAAGGGAACGGGUUUGGGAAUCUGGCUUCACUGGAGGUACUAGUGCAACCAGCACUUAAAAAACCUCCUGUUAUAUCUUCUGUAACAACUGCAAUACCAGAUAACUCCGAGCAGCUCCUUUAUGCCACAGUGACAGUUGACUUGGCAGAUCCUGAAUGCAGUAUAGAUUCCUUGGAGAUUGUGGCUGGAGACCCCUCAAACUAUUUCAAAGUCGUGCGAUCUUAUGUAGGUAAAAAUGAAUUUACAGUGAUAUCUACAGCACCCAUUAAUUGGAUGGAAAACCCACAAGGCUUUAAUCUAAGUCUUCAGGCUAAAGACAAAAGCAAACCUCCUGCAUAUUCUCCAGUUAAAAUAAUUUAUAUACCACCUUGGAAAUAUGCCCUUGCCAGAUUUGAAUCAGAUGUUCAUAAGGUACAAAUUAAUGAAUGCAGUCCUCCUGGGACAUAUGUUGCUCUUGUAAAAGUUAUUCCAGCCAUUGCGGCGGGAGGUUAUCACUUCAAAACUACUACAGACAAAUUUAAAGUCUUUACUGAGACUGGUUUGAUCGUCACCAGUAAGCAAAUGGAUGUAAAAGAACAGUCUCAAUUUCAAUUAGAAGUGGCAGCCCUCGAUGGACGAGUUUCUACCACUGUUCUUGUCGAUGUUAUUGAUUGCAAUAACCAUGCCCCAGUUUUCACACGAUCUUCAUAUCAUGGGGCUUUCAAUGAAAACAGUCCUGUAGGAUCUAAAAUCUUACAGGUUAGUGCUACUGAUGCUGACUUGGGUAACAAUGGUAGGGUCACAUACACAUUGGCCAGUACAAAAAAUGCCCCUUUUGUCAUUAACCAAUUAUCUGGGGUUAUUUCUAAUACUAGAGUCCUUGAUUAUGAGUUAACACAAAGGAUGUAUCGUCUACGUGUUUGGGCCUCAGACUGGGGGUCUCCAUUUCGCAAACAGAGUGAAGUUUACGUAUCCCUCAUCCUUAACAAUCUAAAUGACAAUUCUCCGAUGUUUGAGAAGGUAAACUGUAGUAUCACAAUACCAAGAGACCUACCAAUUGGGGAGAAAGUAACUUCCCUUUCAGCAGUAGAUGUGGAUGAACUGCAAAAUAUUCAGUAUGAAAUAAUGUCGGGUAAUGAAAUGCAAAAAUUUAAACUAGACCCAACCUCUGGAGUAAUUACCGUUAGAAGUGAUUUUUACAAUCCACCAAAUUCUCAGCUCUACUUCUACACCCUUGUUGUCACUGCUAGAGAUGGAAAUAAUUAUGCAGACUCAACUGUGGUUAAUAUAACAAUACUAAAUGAGGGUACAUCAGUUUCAGAAAAAUGUGAUGAGACUGGAGUAGUGAACAAAAUAGCUGCUAACAUGUUAGACUCUUUCCAAAUGCCUCCGGAAGACCAAGGACUUGAGGAGGAUACAGCUUUUAAUAUUCACUUAAUAAACAGUCAUGCCCCCCAUUUUCAUGACAGUUUCCCAAUAUCGAUUGAUGUGGCAGAAGAUUUUCCUGUCAACUCUGCGAUUGUUCAACUUUCUGCUGUUGACCUUGAUACUGGCUUUAAUGGCCAGUUAGUCUAUGUAAUUUCUCAGGGCAAUGAGGAUGGUUGUUUUGCCAUAGACAUUGAGAAUGGAACGUUGUUUGUAGCUUCCCCAUUAGAUCGAGAAAUAACAAGUUCUUAUAUCCUCAACAUUACAGUGUAUGAUCUUGGCACACCUCAAAGAUCAUCUUGGAAGAUAUUAGCUGCUAAUUUGUUGGAUGCUAAUGAUAAUGUUCCCAGUUUCCCAGCAUCUGGAUACUGUGUUGUAUUACUUGAAGAUGCUAAGAUAGGUGCCCUUGUUCUUAAAGUGAAAGCAGAUGAUAAUGACAUGGAUGAUAAUGGCAGAGUAAAAUACACCCUUUUAACACCUACAGAUAAGUUUGCAGUUGACAGUAUAACAGGAGAAUUAACAGUCAAAGGCCUACUGGACCGUGAAUUAAUUCCAAAAUAUAAGCUCAAAAUAGAGGCCAGAGAUCAACCCAAAAGAGGCCGACAAUUAUUUUCUACCACCGAUGUUGUUGUCACACUUGAAGAUGUCAAUGACAAUGCUCCUUACUGUAGGCCUGUGACAGCCAAUGUGAAAAUUCCAGAGGAUAUUCCUGUAGGAAGCAUCAUCUAUUUUGUGGAUGCUCUAGACUCUGAUAUUGGCAUAAACGGAGAAGUGUCCUUUUCCCUUAUCACUGGUGAGCUUGGUGUAUUUCAAAUGGAGAAAUUGACAGGGGCUCUUAUUUUAGAGAAGGAAAUUGAUUUUGAAAAAAAGUCAUUCUACAAUUUGACUGUCAGGGCUACAGAUGCGGGCCAUCCAUUCCCUCAUUCAUCGGUGUGCCAUGUGGAGAUUGAAGUGUUGGACGUCAAUGAGAACUUGCAAGCACCAAACUUUAAAUCAUUUGUUUUCAAUGGUUCUGUGCCAGAGAACUCUCCACCUGGGACUCCAGUCCUUUCCAUUACAGCCCAGGAUGGAGAUAAAGGAAAAGAUGGGGAGAUAAGAUACUCAAUCAGAGAUGGAUCUGACCUCUCCAUAUUCAGCAUUAGUGAAGAGACAGGUAUCAUACGGACUGAGGUUGCUCUUGACCGGGAAUCUGUUUCCAGUUACUGGUUAACCAUUUAUGCUACAGAUUUGGGGUCAAUUCCUCUCUUCUCUGUUACGGAGGUUUACAUUGAAGUCACUGAUGUCAAUGAUAACAUCCCCCAAAUGUCAAAGGCUGUUUAUUACGCAUCAAUAAUGGAAAAUUCUCCACCUCACAUCUCAGUCCUUCAGCUGGAAGCUUCAGACGCAGACUUCAUUUCAACUGGCAAAUUGUCUUUUUCCUUCUCCAGUGGAAAUAGUCAAGGGUUCUUCACAUUAAACCCACAAACUGGUUUGAUCACAACAUCAGCACAACAGCUGGAUCGAGAAAGUAAGGAAGAGCACAUCUUGGAAAUUACUGUAUCGGAUAAUGGAACACCACCUCUGCAGUCAGUCUCACGCGUGGUUAUAGAAGUGCUGGAUCUCAAUGACAACCCUCCAACAUUCCCACAAAAGCUCUUUACAAUUCAGCUUCCAGAACGUGAAUCCUCAUUUGAGCCUUCUCCUAUCUCCAGGUUGAUAGCUAUGGAUAAGGACAAGGGAAUUAAUGCUCAAAUUACAUACAGUAUUACUGAGCCUGCAGGAGACAUGUUCACCAUUCACCCCAGCACUGGUGUCAUCUCUUCUAAGGAGUCAUUUCCACCUGGGGACUACACUAUAUUGACGAUAAAAGCAUCAGACAGUGGAAGCCCAUCUCGAUCCUCCACAGUAAGACUCCAUAUUCAGUGGAUCCCAAAACCUGACCCUUCAGAAGAACCAUUGGCAUUUGAUGAGCCUCAAUUUACAUUCCAAGUUAUGGAAACAGAUCCUGUGAACCACAUGGUGGGGUUAAUCAGCACAGAGUUUAUCAACAGUCAAAUUUGGUUCGAAAUAACAGGUGGUGAUGACGACCUGGACUUCGAUAUAGAUCAAAGCACUGGGGGCUUAGUCAUUGCUCGACCUUUGCAAGCAAGUAGGAAAUCACUGUACACCCUGACUGUGCAGGUCACAGAUGGCUACAGUGCUCUCAGCACACAGGUAUACAUAUCUGUGGUUCCAUUCAACCGACAUCGACCAGAAUUUCUCCAAAGUAAUUAUGAGAUUCACGUCUCGGAGGAUACACUGCCGGGAAUUGAAGUGAUUAAAGUCAGUGCAACAGAUAAAGACAGUGGAGGUAGACUAAUUUACACCAUCCAGGCCAGUGCUGACCCACGAAGUUCAAAAAUGUUUCGCAUUGGUCCAAAUAGUGGCAUUGUUCAUACCACAGAGACUUUGGAAUUUGAGACAAUGCCUCUUCAUGUGUUGACUGUGAUGGUGCGGGAUCAAGAUGUUCCAAUAAAAAGAAAUUUUGUCAGGGUCAUCAUUUAUGUGAAAGACAGUAACAACCACUCUCCUCACUUCACACGCUCAUUGUAUGAUGUAAACUUACCAGAUUCAGCCCCAUCUGGGACAGAAGUAAUUCAAGUUCGAGCAACUGAUAAAGAUAAAGGAAAUAAUGCAAAGAUCCAAUACUCCAUUCAGUCAGGUAACGCAGAUGGAUAUUUUGCCAUUGAUUCAGCUGCUGGUGUUAUUACCCUAGUAAAAAGAAUGGAGCACCCUUCAAAGAAUCGACUCACAAUGACCAUCACAGCUGUAGACCAAGGCACACCACAACUUAAGGACAUAGCUACAGUCAAUGUGCAUGUUAAAUCUUCUGAUCUGUCACCUCCAAAAUUUACUUCUUUGGAAUAUGUUGUGGAACUUAGUGAAUCGGUACCAGUAGGUACUUUCGUUACUAUAGUUUCUGCAAAAACCUGGUCUUCCAUUAAUUAUGAAAUAAAGGAAGGGAAUACAGAAGGUGCUUUUUACAUUAACUGCUACUCUGGUAUUAUUUCCACCCAAAAGAAACUGGAUUUUGAGACAACCUCGUCCUACCAGCUGAAAGUGCGUGGCAACAGCUCCAUGGGUUUUAACAGUGAAACCACUGUGUUUAUCUACAUUAUUGAUGAGAAUGACAAUUCCCCAGUCUUCAUACAGACAGUACAUCUAGGUCAAAUUAGUGAAGAUGCUGCAGUGGGCACCAUGGUCACCAACCUUGAUCAGAAUCCAUUAAUUAUUCAAGCAACUGACAAUGACACAGAGUCAAAUGCCAUACUGACCUACUAUAUCCUUGACCCAGAGGUUCUGAAAUUCUUUAAAAUUAAUCCAAAUAUGGGAACUAUCUCUACUGUUGCUGAGUUAGAUUAUGAACUAAUUUCAGUUUAUCAUUUCAAUGUGUAUGUACGUGAUACAGGCAUUCCAAGUCUGUUUGCCACAGAACCUGCACAGAUUUCCAUAAUAGUGACCGAUGUAAAUGAUUCUCCUCCCAAAUUUUCAAAGGACACCUAUGAAUUAGAUAUUUAUAUUCCUGCUUACAAUGGCAUGCAUGUCCUGACAGUGGUAGCAGAGGAUCUGGACUCAGAAGUGAUCUACAACAUUUCUGAAGGCAACACGGAUGAUGCCUUUUAUAUUGAUCCAACUGCAGGAAUCUUAUCUGUGAAUGAUGCUUCAGUUUUGGAAACACAACGUGAAUUCUCCGUAAAGGCUACAGAUGGAUUGUAUCAUGCACAUGCACUGGUGAAAGUUAAUGUAACAAAAAUACAAGAUACCAACUUAAGAUGUGAUAGCAAGUACUACACUGCAACAGUGGUUGAAAAUGAUGCUCGUGUCAUAUUUUUAAACAUGCUAAAUGUGAUUGGAGUUCAGCUUAAUGAAGCACUUUACUUCACUGUUUUAACAUUCACUGAUAAUUUCCAGGUAGGUAGUUCUUCUGGAGUGUUGCAAACAAAAGGUUUACCAUUUGAUCGAGAAAUUAAAGACAAAUAUGAUGUAACAAUUGAAGUAAGAGACAGCAGAAGACCAUCCCGCAUUGCCCAAUGUAAGGUUGAAGUCUAUGUCGAAGAUGUCAAUGACAAUGCACCAGAAUUCUUAAAUACUCCAUAUUAUAUUCCAGUAGAGGAUGGUUUAGAACCAGGGGAUGUCAUUUUCCAAGUAUCUGCAAUUGACAAGGAUGUGGAGAGGAAUGGUGCUAUUACAUACUGGUUUAAUGAGGACUAUAAGUAUUUUAGAAUAGACCCCAAAUUGGGAGAUAUUGUUCUGAGACACCCCUUUGAUUACGAAGCAUUAAAUCAGUAUGUUUUAAGAGUAGGUGCCAAAGACAAUGGACAGCCAUUUUUAUAUUCAGAAGAGGAAGUAGUGGUAAUUGUAAGAAAUAAGUCCCACCCAAUAUUUCAAAGCCUUUAUUACACUGUUACAGUGCCAGAAAAUGUACCUAUUUUUACACCUAUUAUGCAUAUCCAAGCUCGGAGCCCAGAAGGAUUUCGUGUAAUUUACCAUAUUGUUGAGAAUGAGGCUCUUGCUCUGUUUAGCAUCGACUUCAAGACUGGUGCUCUCAGUAUUGCAGGCUCCCUGGAUUAUGAAUCCAAAACAAAACAUGCUCUUACCGUAAGAGCAACUGAUACAGCACUUGGAUUUUUCUCAGAAGCAAGAGUUUUAAUAAAUGUGGAAGAUGUUAAUGAUCACUCACCAACUUUCUCUAAGAUGGUCUACAUUAGCCAUGUGAAGGAAAAAUUGCCCCCUUACAGGCCAAUAAUUCAAGUUUUGGCUUCAGACCUAGAUUCAGGUAAAAAUAAAGAUGUGUCUUAUUACAUCAUAGGAAACAACACAGAUGGCAUUAAUGAUUUUUUCCAUAUUAACUCCAAAACUGGUGAAAUAACAACAGCUCAAGAACUUGAUUAUGAAUUGAGAUGUCAUUACCAAUUCAAAGUAAGAGCAGUAGACAAUGGAUUACCUCCUUUGCACACUGAUGCUUUAGUAGUUAUUAAUGUUUCUGAUGUGAAUGACAACCCUCCAGAAUUUAGGCAGCAACAGUAUGAAGCCAAUGUUAGUGAGUUGGCCAACUGUGGACAUAUUGUUAUAAAAGUUCAGGCAUUUGAUCUAGACAGUAUAGAUGCUGGAAAGCUGGAGUAUCUCAUUCUAUCAGGGAACAAUAAUCGUCAUUUUACCAUCAACAGGACAUCCGGCAUUAUCUCCUUGUCUAACCUAUGUAGGAACAGAUUAGAUUUGUCAUACCUUUUGCAAGUAUCAGCUUCAGAUGGUGUCUACAGGACCACUGUACCUGUGUAUAUCAAUGUUACCCAUGCCAAUAAGCAUAGUCCAUACUUCCAUCAGGAUAUGUAUGAAGUGGAACUUGCUGAAAACUCAGAAAUCGGCACCAAAGUGAUAGAUCUGUUGGCAACUGAUCCUGAUGAUGGUCAGUAUGGAACUGUGACUUACACAAUAAUUAACAAGUUAGCCUCUGAUAAGUUUUCAAUUAAUAAUAAAGGGCAUAUUGCUACACUGAAGAAACUUGAUCGAGAGAAUGCAACUGAGAAAGUGAUAGGUAUCAAAGUGAUGGGUCAAGAUGGAGGAGGUAGGGCAGCAUUUUGCACUGUAAUAAUAAUUCUAACUGAUGAGAAUGACAAUCCACCUCAGUUUACAGCCACAGAGUACACUCUGUCUGUCCAGUCUAAUCUCAGCAAAGGAACCCCCAUCAUUCAAGUAGUUGCCUAUGAUCCCGAUGAAGGACUAAAUGCUGAUGUCUCUUAUUCAAUUGAAACAUCUGAUGAAUACCUUGUUCACAUAAAUCCUUCUAAUGGUGUUAUCAUGGCAAAGGAGAGUCUUUUAGGACUAGAAAACCAAGCUAUCAGUUUCACAGUUAUAGCAAAAGAUAGUGCACCACCUCAUUGGAGCUCUCUAGUUCCUGUCCAUCUACAAAUUGUGCCUACAGAGGUUCAACUACCCAGAUUUUCUGAACCGCUCUAUAGUUUCUCAGCUCCUGAAGACAUACCUGCAGGCUCAGAGGUAGGGUUGGUAAAAGCAAUAGCAGUAGAACCGAUUAUAUAUAGCUUAGUAGAGGGUACCACUCCAGAAAGCAACAAAGAUGGUGUAUUUAGCUUGGAUAAGCACACAGGAGCCUUAAUAGUAAAAAAAGGUGUAGAUCAUGAACAAAACAAAUGGUACCUUAUUGAUGUGCAAGCUAACAGUCCUCAUUUAGGAAAAGAACUUGUAUCCUUGGUAUCAGUAAGUAUCCAAGUAAAAGACAUUAAUGACAAUAAGCCAGAUUUUGAAUCAGACCUAUACAGAGCCUCACUUACAGAAAAUAUGCCUGCUGGAACUACAGUAAUACAAGUCACUGCUAAUGACCAAGACACAGGGAUUGAUGGGAUGGUGACUUACAGUCUGAAAGCAAAUACCAAGGAAAUCAAUAGACUGUUCACAAUUGACAGUGACAAUGGGUGGAUUACAACACUACAACAGCUAGAUUGUGAAGAACAGCAGAUAUACCGUUUCUCUGUGGUGGCUUCUGACCAAGGCAAGAAAGUUCGUUUGUCUUCAGAAACAAUGGUGGAGGUGACCGUUACCGAUGAAAACGAUAACCCUCCACGGUUUACUAGUGAAGUAUACAAAGGAUAUAUAGCAGAGAAUAGUCCAGCAGGACAUAUAAUUGCUACUCUCAAGACAUGGGACAAUGAUAUGUCAGAGAACAACAGAAAAGUGACGUGUUACAUCACAGAUGGAGACAUUUAUGGUCAAUUUAGCAUUAAUGAAGUUGGAGAUCAGUGGGUUGUCUCUUCAAAGAAACCUUUGGACAGAGAAGAAGUAGAGAAACAUUUCCUCAAAGUGACAGCAUCUGAUGGCAAAUUUCAAGCCACUUCCGAAGUAGAAAUUACUGUGCUUGACAUUAACGACAACAACCCUCAAUGCCAGCAGAUGCUAUACACAGCAACAGUUUCUGAGGAUGCCCCUCCUGGCCUCUUUAUCCUUAAAAUAUCAGCCAAAGACCCGGAUGUUGGCAACAACGCUCAGAUAUCAUACACGCUUCAUGGUCUUGGGGAUAACCAGUUCCGACUGGAUCCUCAUACAGGUGAACUCACAACAUUGGCACCAUUGGAUCGAGAGCAGAAAGCAUCAUAUAAUCUUGUUGCAAAGGCCACCGAUGGAGGAGGACUCUCCUGCCAAGCAGAUAUUGUCCUCAAACUUGAAGACGUGAAUGAUAAUGCCCCUUUAUUCUCCAUGGCACACUAUUCCGUGACUGUGUUUGAUAACACUACUGUGAAAACUCCCGUAGCUGUUGUCUUUGCUAGAGAUCCUGAUGAAGGCUUGAACUCAGAAGUUUUGUAUUCCCUCCCAAACUCUGCCAAUGGUUUAUUCUCAAUUGAGGAAACCACUGGAGUAACUCGUUUGCAGAAACAUUUGGAAGACAUAGAAGAAGUACUUUAUCUAACUGCAUGUGCAACAGAUCAAGGCUCUCCAAGCCCUCUCAAAACAUGCACAACUAUUACAGUGUCUGUGGUUGCUCUGAGUUACUUUCGUUCUGUGUUUGGGAGUCCUGAAAAAGUUAUUGUGGUACCAGAAGACAAGGCCAUUGGCUCCCAACUGUUAAAUCUUCUGGAUCUAACCGAAGACAAGGAUGAAAGUGUAAAGCUGAAAUAUGAAAUCUUGAAUGGAAAUGAAGAUGGUAUAUUCAGCCUCAUUCCAGAUACAGGUACUUUGUACUUAAAUGGAAACCUUGAUUUUGAAGUACACCACCAGUACUAUUUGUCAAUUGAAGGCACAAGGAGCAGCUCCCCUCCACUAAGUGAUGUUACUGUUGUAGUGAUAAAUGUUACAGAUGUAAACGAUCAUGAACCUAUCUUCAACCAAGAGCAGUAUGAGGCCGAAAUCAGUGAAGAUUCAGUGGUAGGAGACCUUGUCCUUGUGGUUUCAGCUGUUGAUCAGGAUGGACCCAGUAACAACAAGGUGACAUACACCAUAAUUAAAGGAGAUCUACUUGGUCAUUUCUCGAUUCAUCCAGAACGUGGAGAAAUUCGAGUUCUGAGUAUCCUGGACAGAGAAAUGAAGUCCAGCUACUCUCUUGUAAUUCGUGCUUCUGACAAUGGACUCCCAGCUCAUUUCACAGAGGUUCCAGUCAGAAUCCAAGUGUCUGACGUGAAUGAUAAUGCUCCUAUGUUCCUCCAGUCCAAUUACAGCUUGGUAAUUCAGGAUGGCUCACCUGUCGGUAGCAGUGUGACAAAACUCAUGGCAACAGAUAAGGAUUCUUCCAGACACGGCCCCCCCUUCCAUUUUCAGAUCUUAGAAGGAAAUUAUGGAAAUGUGUUUCAGAUCAGCACAGAUGGACUUUUAUCUACUAUCUCUGUAAUAAGUAGGAAUCUAAAAGAAAAAUAUCAAUUAAAGAUACAGGUUACAGACAGUGGUAUCCCACGCCUUGCGUCCUCCACAUUUGCAAGCAUUCAAGUCAUCGAUCGAAGUCGUUUUUCUCCUUCUGUGUUGCCUUUGGAAAUAUUUAUCACCACCAGUGAGGCAGCUUUCCAUGGCAGUGUACUAGGUAAACUGCAUGCCACAGAUCAAGAUCCCCAUGAUACACUGAUGUACAGCUUGGCUGAAGAGGAACUGAAAAGAGGAUUGUUUUCAGUGGGAAAUUCUGAUGGGAAAAUUGUUGCCCUUGAAAGUCUUCACCAAGGAGAUUACAAUUUUGAUGUUACUGUCACUGAUGGAACAUUUUCUUCUGUAGCGCCUGUUCACAUAUAUGUGUGGUGUUUUCAUGAGGAGUCGCUUAAAAGGUCACUGGUUCUACGUUUUGAGAAACUGACCCCAGAAGAAUUCAUAAGUGAUCAUUGGCGAAGCUUGCAAAGAUUUCUUGGGAACCUACUGAAAACAGACCGACAGCAGAUUCAGAUGGCAAGCAUCCAAAAAGAUGAGGAGUCCUCCUCUUUAGAUGUUCUUUUGGUGGCAGGAACAGCAAAAAACUCAUUUUUUAGUCCCCAAGAUCUGUCUAAUAAGAUCAAUUCAUCAUCACAUGAACUUGGACAGUCAGUGGGUCUACAGGUUGAAAAGAUGUUUCAUCUGCCUUGCCAGGGCUCACAAUGCAAAAACCGCACGUGUCAGGAAACCAUAGGGCUGGAUUCUUCAGUUUUGUCUUCAUACAGUACUGCAAGGCUCAGUGUUAUCACUCCCCGACAUAUACUCCAACAAGUCUGCAUUUGCAAUGGUUCUGCAAUGAGGUUUGAUGGUCAAAGUUUCUUACGGUACCGUCAUGUUGGAGACAGCAACUGGAGUGUCCAAUUUCGGAUUAAAACACAUCAAUCCCACUCUAUUUUAGCAUUCAGCAAUGGAACACUUAAUUAUGAGCUGGAGGUAGUCAAUGGCGCUCUACACUUUAACUAUCGAUGUAAAGGUGACAUCACGCAGGAAAUUACGUCUGACAUUGCAAUAAACAAUGGCGAGUGGCAUGACAUUCUUUUAGAGGUGACCGCGUCCUCUGUGCAGCUCAGUGUUGAUGACACAAAUGCUGAAAAAUCUGUCCAACCCUGCCUUGCUCAAUCAUCCCUGCAACACAUGAUUAUCGGUGCUUUAAUCUCCGAGUCAGAGCAAGUCUCUCUAGGAUUCCAUGGUUGUCUUGAUGACAUCAGAAUUAAUGGCCAAAUGGCAUCAAACCUAGGACAGUCUUUGCAGGAGAAAGGUAUAUCACAAUGCUGUGAACAAAGCAAUGCCUGCGGCCUGGAUCCCUGCUCUGGUGGUAGAAUCUGUGCAGAGGUCAAUGAAGGAGGCUAUGCUUGCCUCUGUCCUUCUAUUUUCCCUGGAUCCAGCUGCAAUCUUAGAACAGAUCCUUGUAACCCUUCCUCCUGCCAGCAGGGUAGAAUCUGUACACUCAUCUCCAGUGGAUACACAUGCAGUUGCCCAGUGGGCUAUCAAGGAGACAGGUGCCAAGAUGAAGUGAGAGACUGCAAGGAUGGUUCAUGUGGUUGUGUUCCCACUAACACAUGUAAUUGCAGUGAGGUUAAUGGAGGUCAGACGUGUGCAGAUGUGGUACCUCCACAAACCAAACUCUUUUUUGUUUCUGGGGCUCAAGAGAUAGUGGAAAUUCUUGGGGGAAUUCUUGCAGUCCUGGUCCUUGUGGGCUUGUUUGUGAUCUUCAGGAAACGUGUAUGCAAAGGAGUCGGGAACCACAAACCAGCUCCCCAAGAAGACCCAGAUAUAAAACAUCAUUUGUCCAGGGACAUAGGUGUUGGAACUCAAGGACCAUCCAUGGAACUCAACAUCCUCAGUUCCUCAGCACGAACACAACUAGAUGCAGAAGGACAGCCUCGAAGAAAUCAAGUCCCAGAGCUGCUUACAUUUUGUAAGCCUCAAGGGCCUAGGGGACCUGUCAUCUGUAGUGUGGCUCCAAAUCUACCACCUGCUCCUCCAUCCAGCUCUGACAAUGAAUCAAUUGCAAAAAACAACUGGGAUUCCGAAGAUGGAGGAGAUGUGCCUUAUUGGAACUCUAGCUAUAUCCCUGCAGAACUACGAGGAUACCCAGCCUAUGAGCCCAAUCAUGACACAGAGCCUCCAUCUUCAUGUCCGGCACCUCCCAUUCCCCCUCUCCCCAGGGAAUCUGAGUCAGAACCUUUAUUUGGGGGAUUCCCUUUUCCUUUGGAGUCAAAAAACAAGAGAGCACCUUUACCACCACAUUACAGCAACCGCAACCUGGAUGAUUUUCUUCCUCAAUCUUCCCACUGCCAAGACCAGUACACAGCAAUUAGCUACUAUCCCUCCCAGCUCAUACAGUCUGAAGGACUGCCCUACCGACCUGAUGAAGGCUACAAGCGUCUAAAUGUCCGUCUGAGCGUGGCACAGCCUUCCUAUGCAGAUUGUGGUCCAUUACCUAUGCCAAAUUCUAAUUACCAAGGACCUGAAAUGGCAGGAAGUGACUAUGGUAGCUGUGAGGAAGUGAUGUUUUAAGUGGAACAAAAACAGUAUUUAUUAUAAUUAAAUUACUUUGACAAAGAGGGAUGCCAUAUGGAGCUCUACCAGAAGAAAGCAUGGGAACAGAGUACACAUAAAAAUGGCAAAGAGGAGAAGAUAAGUAGGAUGACAGGCAAGCAACUGGAGAAAAGAGAGGAGAGAGAAUAGUAAAAUACACAUAACAGACACCCUUCAAUUGCCAGAAGGGUUAACUAAUUGCCGUGGAAUAACUAUAUGGUAAAGGGCCCUGGUGCAUGAAUAUAUUGGGGCCCCUGCCUUGUUAGUGGUAACACUAAAAUUCAGUGAUCUUUUCCCAGUGGCAGUCUUUAGCAGGUCCUUAGCCAGAGUGCUAUACAUUGAAUUUAACUUGGAUAGUUUCACCUCUGAGAGCAAACAAAAAGGGUGAUGGAACACCAUGUGAAACUUUGCUGCAGUAUGUGCUGGACUUGUAACCAGACUUUUAUCUUCAAGUCCACUUCUAGGACUACAGAUAAAGUUCUGAACUGAUGCACCUUAUUGGACAAGCAAAGAGAAGGCAUUUUAUGCAUCACAACUUGCUGUGCAUGAUGCAUUUUUUUUUCUUUAAUAAUCUGUAGUAUGAACUUUUAAAGAACUAAACCUUUAACAGUAUUACCUCUGGUAGGGACUGUGAAUGUAAGCUCUAUGCUGUACAAUAUCAGCUUGGGCUGUGCCAUUUGUAGUACAAUCAAUAUUAAACCACCAAAAUGCAGCAUGCACAUUGUUUGUAUAAUUUGUAAUUGAAUAUAAUCUUCCAAAUUGCCAGGACUUGACACUCAGUAGGAGGAUAUGGGAUGGCAACAGACACCAUUGUAAAUGAAGGACAUAUAUAAAAACCAACCAGUAGCUCUUUCACCAAUACUGCACCAGGGAUUGAAAGUGCAUUACUUUAUCAUUUAAGACUAAUGAAUCAUCAGAUAUGGUUUGAAAAUAAAUAGCCUUGUACUGCAGAAAUUCAUAGGAUGUGCUGCAUUUAAUAAUGAUGUCAUUAAUUAAGUGAUGGUUUAGUUUCUUAUAAUAUUCUGGCUGCUGCGUCUAGAUGUGCUGUCUGUGGGGCGGUCAUCUCAAACGCCUCUUGGCUCAAAUAAUUCCAAAGUCCGGUCUCAUCCCUGACCAUAUUCAAAACUCUAAAUGAAAGGGUUGGGCCCUGGCUUGUUGAUGAUGUACAUGUUUGAUUAGCCCAAAAUAUUGGCUCGUGUACCCAGG